CAUGUUCACGUUGUAGAUAUUCGACCAAUCACAAUGAAGAAUGGAUAAUGAAAAGCAUCGUUUCCAAAAGAAAAUUCAUUACCUUUUUUUUAUAUUCGUUUAAUUAUUAUAUUUGCAUUGUGAUAUUUCAACAGAUAUUAUUUUUAAAAUAUGUAUAUAUAUAUAAAAAAAUAUUGUGCAAGUGUUGUAUAAUUUUAUAAGCAUCCAGCAUUGAUGGAGAUAGAGAGAGACAGAGAGAGAUAGAGAUAGUAUAUUCGUGUAGAAAUAUAUAAUAUAUAAUACUAAGAUAACCUAGUGGUGUUUUUAAUAAAUAAAAAAAUAAUUUAAUUAUAUAAAUAUUUAAUAAUGAAUAAAAUUUAUAAUAUUAUCGCGAGACGAUCAAUCUUUCAGAGCACUCGUUUGCUUUGUUUCUGUCAUCAACAAGUAAAACUUCAUUAUUAUGUCAAUCAUGAUAUUUGGAUGAAUAAUUUUAUACAGGAUAGUUCUAAUUUAUCAAUAAUCAAAAGAUUUAAGCACAAGAAGAAAAAUUUGAAGAAAGCAAAAGUGGAUGAUCUUGAAUCGGAUGAAGAAGAUGAAUCAGAUUUAGAACUAGACGAAUCACAGAGUAAAUCUGUAAUAUCAAAUAUUAAAGUUAAUUCUUUACGUGUAGAUACUAUAAUUAAAAAUGGAGCUGGUAUAUCACGCAAAAAUAUAGAGACUGCAUUUUAUGAAAGUAAAAUCCGUAUUAAUGGGAAAAAAGUGCUGAAAAUAUCUACAGAGGUUCAAGUUGAUGAUGAAAUUGAUAUUAUCCGUGAUCGACCUAAUGCAAAUUUAAAUCAACUUAUAGUAUCACGAAUUAAAAUUUUAUCAAUUACUCCAAUAUCGGAAGCUAUUAGGGUUAAAAUAGCUAAAGAUAAAAAUUUAUUAAUUGAAGAAUAUCCUAGUUAAAUUAGUCUAAAUCAAUUUAAUAUUUAGUAGGUAAAUAUAUAUGUAACAUUUAUUCAUGUCAUAUAUAGAUUUUUAUUAAACAAAAAAAAUGUUAUAAAAUAUUGUAUAUAAAUAAUAGAAAAUAUAAAUGAUAGUAUUAUUUAAA
Vespula vulgaris is the source of this 1072-nucleotide messenger RNA. Its product is annotated as mitochondrial transcription rescue factor 1. The transcript is spliced from 4 exons. Lineage: Eukaryota; Metazoa; Arthropoda; Insecta; Hymenoptera; Vespidae. The record is from RefSeq and is a predicted model, not a curated record. Bases 346 to 927 code for a protein of 193 amino acids.